CUUUUAAUCAUUUCCAGAGCGAAAUAUCACAGUCGUAUUCGUAUUUCGCACGGCUUGCGAGGUUCUUCUCGCUGCACCGUACGCAAAAAUCCUUCGCGUCUUCUCUGUCCCUCCUUCAACCGCCAAAAGAAAGCUGAAAACAAUGGACUCUCUCCUCCACCGUUACCCGCUCUCCCUCACGCGCCAACGCUCCGUCACCUCUGCAACUGCCUCGCCGGCACUCCAUCUACCGUGUCUUCUCAUCCGCCGUCCCGGUCAUCCUCGUUUCCUUGCCGUCUCCGCGGCCGCUGUCUCUCGAGUUUCCGCUUCCCGCAGGUCUUCCGCUAUGGCUACUAGUGCUACCUUGACGGCAAAUUCCGUUUCGCCAAGAAGUGGAAUAUAUACAGUUGGCGAGUUCAUGACAAGAAAAGAAGACUUGCAUGUGGUAAAGCCUACAACAACUGUAGAUGAAGCACUGGAAGCCCUUGUGGAACAUAGGAUCACCGGUUUUCCUGUAAUUGAUGAUGACUGGAAAAUAGUUGGUCUUGUUUCAGAUUAUGAUUUGUUAGCAUUGGACUCCAUAUCUGGUGGUGGGCGAACAGAUAACGGCAUGUUUCCUGAAGUUGACAGCACUUGGAAAACUUUUAACGAAGUACAGAAGUUGCUAAGUAAAACAAACGGGAAAGUUGUUGGUGAUUUAAUGACACCAGCGCCAGUUGUUGUUCGGCAAACCACUAAUCUUGAGGAUGCUGCCAGAUUAUUGCUUGAGACAAAAUACAGGCGGCUUCCUGUGGUAGAUGCUGAUGGUAAACUGGUGGGGAUAAUCACAAGAGGAAAUGUUGUAAGAGCUGCACUCCAAAUAAAACGAGAUAUCGAAAGGAAAGCGUAACAGGUAAACACUACAUCGCGAGGAAUUCAAGGCGGUCCAACAUGCGGCAGGGAAUCUGCUUGUUCUGCAAAGCUGUCGCCGGUCACAUGAAUGAAAAGAGCCAAGAAAAAGAGGAGCUGCUUUUAAUGUACAAUUUUGUCUUCGUGUUUGUACGGCAAACCAUUACUGUCGUUUACAAAUUCUAAGCCCAUAACAAAUACUUUUUUUACGGGGAUGAAAAACAGUUAGGACGCAGUAAUUAUUGUCAGUUGCCGGUCUCCCUUUUUCUCCAAGCAGAGAAAAAAAAAAAAAAAAAAAAGACUGGUCAUUUCUAGUAGUUCUUGUUUUUCUCAAACGGGUGUACACUAGAAAUUCAUGGUUGUUUGAGAUCCUUACUUUUCUCCUUUUAUAUUGAUUCUGAUGUAUUUGAA
This is a messenger RNA of Carica papaya (papaya), 1278 nucleotides long. It is a transcript of the gene LEJ2, whose product is annotated as Cystathionine beta-synthase (CBS) family protein. The record is from RefSeq and is a predicted model, not a curated record. NCBI's taxonomy places the organism in Eukaryota, Viridiplantae, Streptophyta, Magnoliopsida, Brassicales, Caricaceae.